Molecule: messenger RNA, 1121 nt
Organism: Aspergillus novofumigatus IBT 16806
Lineage: Eukaryota; Fungi; Ascomycota; Eurotiomycetes; Eurotiales; Aspergillaceae
Product: putative BAP31 domain protein
Exons: 4
Coding region: 1-642 (213 amino acids)
Biological process (GO): endoplasmic reticulum to Golgi vesicle-mediated transport; intracellular protein transport
Cellular component (GO): endoplasmic reticulum; endoplasmic reticulum membrane
Source: RefSeq, a predicted model, not a curated record
AUGACUCUUUACUACAGCUUGGUCUUCUGCCUCCUGGUAUUUGAGAUGGCCGUCUUCAUGGGCCUGAUCAUCCCGCUUCCUUUCACUGUCAAGCGGAAGCUGUUUACAUUCAUUUCGGAAAGUCCCUUAGUAGCGAAAUUUCAGUAUGGAUUGAAGAUCACAUUCAUAUUCAUAUUGAUUCUGUUCAUUGACAGCGUCAACCGCGUCUAUCGCGUGCAAUUGGAGCUCGCCUCCUUCACCAAGGAAGGCAAUGCCAUGGGUAGAGCGGCCGCACUUGGCACAGAUCGCAUGGAAGUCCAGGCUCGCAAGUUCUAUUCUCAGCGGAACAUGUACCUUUGUGGCUUCACUCUCUUCCUGUCUCUCAUCCUCAACCGUACCUAUACCAUGAUCCUGGAGGUCCUUCGCCUUGAGGACCGCGUCAAGCACCUUGAGGGCGACAAGAAGGCGGGCGGCAAGGACUCUGUCCGCCUCGCUCAGGCUGGUGAUAUCGGAGAGAUUGCACGCCUUAGGAAGGAGAUUGAGGCCAAGGACCUUGACAUUGAGACCCUGAAGAAGCAGUGUGAGGGACUUACCCGCGAAUACCACAGCUUGGGCGACAAGGUCACUGGCACCACCAACGACGGCUCCAAGAAGGAUCUGUGAUUGGGAGAAGUACCUCGCGAUGCGAAAGCUCCUUUGGUCGGGCCUCAGGAGUCUGGUUUGUGAUGGAAGGGUUGGUGGGUGAAGUUGUAGGCAAUGUUGGUUUGAGGAAGUGCUCAUCCGCUAGAGGACAGCUCAGCAUGCUGAAUGUGAGCUAUAUUGAUUGAUGAAGUGUUUCUUGGAGAAAUCGAGGUCGGAUGGCGUAUACUGUACCUUGUGUGACGGUUAUGGCGAAGCUUUUCACUUCUCGGAUGACUUGACUCGGCAGCAUGAUAUAACGAGCGUUCCAUGAGCCAUAGGUUAUGUAAAGGUGGCCGCUGAACGGUUCUAAGCGUGUAUAUUUGAACGGAUGUUGCUAUGCAACCCGCAGUGCGACGAUACAGUCUACUGUCGCGAGAGCCGGAUAGAUCCCGGGCCAGCCACUGUAAUGGAGGAAAUAAGUAUCACAAUCUCUGAGUAAAUUUACUAUUUUCGAAGCUUGC